GUUUCCGUGUGUUUAAAGAGAUGAUGAGAUGAGGACUUAGUUUUUCUGGUGCAAUACUCCUUUGAUCUCUGUCUGAUUGGUAUCUGAUUAGAUGGGAACUGUUGGUACAAAUGGGAAAAACAAAGAAACUGCAAAAAAGCGAGAAACCCAGUAAAGUUAAACAUUCCAGCACAUUUAAACCACACUCUAAAAAGAAGUCAAAAGGGGUUAAGAAAGGAAAGGGUAUUAGCAGCUCCUUGCUGGAAAAUGUGUUGGAUAAACAAGAAAAGUUUUAUGGUAAAAGAAAGACAACUUCUGCAAAACAUUUGAAGAAAAAGAAAAAUCAAAACUUACUAGCUUCAGAAAAAGUAAAAAAAUCAGGACAAAGUGCUUUCGAUGUGUUGCGAGCGGGUGUGUCAGAAGAGACAAGUCAGGACAAUAUUCGUACUAGUGAGCCCCAAGUGGAAAGGAAAGGUCCGGCUGAAGAUAAACCAAAGAAAAGUCUUGGUAGUAAAAAAAGUAAAGGGAAACCCAGUGUGUUGAGACAAAAUUCAGCAGGGCGGGAUAUAGAGACUUCCAGUGGAGCCAGCUUACCUGAUAAGAAAACUUAUAGUAGUGUACACUUCAUAGGUGUGGACAUUCAGUGUCCUGAUCCCGAGGCAAGAGAGGGCAGCAGAAAGAGGAAAAGAAAAGAAGACACAAAACUACAUCAGACGGGGAAAACAAAGGAGUCCUCUGAACAGAAAACAAAAGAUAAAGGACACUUAAAGAAAAAAGGAAAGAAAAGAAAAAUGGAUGAAAAAGAAAGCAUUGCAAACAAAGAAGGGACACAAGAGAAUUCCACUAAAACAAAGAAAAAGACUUUAAGAGAGUCACCCACACAGUCAGGGGCAGACAACUCUGUUGUGGAGGAGCCCUCUCUGGAGGUGAUAAAUCUCAUCGACUCGGAAUCUGAAAUAUCAGACAGCGAUUUCUCCGUCAUUGAUCUCACCCUGGAUAAUACUGAAAACGAGGCGGUGAACUUUGAACCCACCCAAGACUUUGAAAACCUCACAGUUUCAGAGAAGAGAGAAGCUAUAAAUGGGGAAGAAAUGAGGACAAGUUCAGAGAUUUUGGUUGUAGAUGGUAGGGAGAAGGGGGAAAUUGUUCACAAAAAUAACAGAACAGAAUCAGAUUGGGUGGAAGAAGGGUCAGGUCAGGAACAACAAAGACCUAGAGCUUUGGGGGCCUUUGAUGGUCAGGUGCUUGUUGUGUUACCUAACCCCGGUGUGUACUGUUACCUGGGCAGGUGCUUCCUAAAAUGUCUCCACGGAGGGGCCAUGGUGCUGGGGUACCAGUUAACAGACCAGUUCCAGGCCUUCUACUCCCCCUCAUGUAGCAGCCUCUUAACCAUCAGCACGAGUCAGACACAGACAAUGGAGGAGGAUAAAGAGACUGAACCCGAGCCCAACAGGAAAAAGAAAUCUAAAUCAAAGAAAAAGACCAGGGAGAUAUUAACAGAGGAAGGGAGGGUGGAGAAGAUAUACACAGACUGGUUGUUACUGAGUAAGGAUAUGGAGAAAUUACCGCGGGAGAAUGUGACCAUUCUGCUAGCCAGGAAGAUGGAGUCCAAUGUCUGUGAGUACAUAUCUACCUUCAAGGCAUUCCACAAACUCUGGGAUAACCCUGUCACUACUCAACAGAGGACACAGGACCUUGGCUCUGAUGACAUUAAGUUGACCUCUGUGGGACUGACCUUCAUUCCUGACACUGCAGUGGUUGCCAGGCAACAUGUUUCUCAGCAACAGAUGGAGUUAGUCCAGAGAUGGGAUGAAGUUCUGAGCUCUGAUCGGGCCCCCAUAGUUAUGGUAGUUGGUGGAAAAAACUCGGGUAAAUCUACCCUGAACAGAUAUCUUGUUAAUCAUACUUUAAACAAGAGGUCAGAGUUAUGUUACUUGGAUUGUGACAUUGGGCAGACAGAGUUCACUCCCCCUGGUUGUAUCAGUUUACAAGUUGUAAAUACGCCACUUUUAGGUCCACCAUUUACUCAUCAGAAUAUACCUAAAAUUUGCUAUUAUUAUGGCGGUUUGACUGCCACAGACAACCCUAACUUGUACAUGGAGUGUGUCAGGAAAUGUCUAAUGGAGUACAGGAAGUUAGAGGAAACCAAGGAGUCCAGGCUCCCCCUGGUGGUCAACACAAUGGGGUGGAUCGAAGAUCUGGGUCUGGAGUUGUUGAUCAGUGUAAUUAGAAUGACCCUCCCCAGUCUCCUGGUCCAGAUCAACUUCAGGAACAACAAGCUGAACGCUGCUCCUCUCAACCCUGAGUUUGUCAACGACAGAAUGGGCUGGGUGGGCCACUCUAGGUAUUACAGGAGUCAUGACAUGCUGGGUAUACUGGGAGAUACAGACCACAAACUAGUCAGAAUGGACUCACCCACUAAUGUUGUCAGAUGUCACAAUCAUUGGAAACCAUUUGAGCUGCGUGAUCUCGCGGUGAUCAGUUACAUGAGUUCCACACUCAGUAAGGACUCGAGCCUGAGUCUGGAGACGCCCUACGGAGUUCCCUGGGAGGACGUGGCUAUAAAUAUCUGUAUGAGGGGAAUUCCCAGGGAGGAGUGGAUGUCCGCAAUUAAUGCCACCAUUGUAGGUCUGGCUCAGGCGGACUUGAGAGAGGCAAGAAAAGAGAAGGAAGGGGAGCCAUACUUUUUUGCAAGCACACCAGUCUGUUUAUGUAUUGGAUUUGGUAUGGUCCGGUCCAUUGAUACUGUGAAGAAGAUGAUUUAUAUAACCACACCACUGAGUCUCGUGGAUCUGGUCCAUGUCAACACCAUCAUCCGCGGCUCCAGUAAUAUCCCACAACAAAUAUUUACAGAACAAAUCACCAAGGAAGUGCGAGAGAUUCCCUAUGUGAGUAGAAUAACAUCAACCUGGGCUUCCAAGAAUCCUAGACAGAGAAAGUACAUCCCAUCCAAAUCAAGGACCACAUAAAAGGA
This is a messenger RNA of Saccostrea cuccullata (small rock oyster), 2953 nucleotides long. Its product is annotated as polynucleotide 5'-hydroxyl-kinase NOL9-like. Gene Ontology annotation, cellular component: nucleus. NCBI's taxonomy places the organism in Eukaryota, Metazoa, Mollusca, Bivalvia, Ostreida, Ostreidae. The transcript is spliced from 14 exons. The record is from RefSeq and is a predicted model, not a curated record. The coding region runs from base 111 to 2948 and encodes 945 amino acids. Gene Ontology annotation, biological process: cleavage in ITS2 between 5.8S rRNA and LSU-rRNA of tricistronic rRNA transcript (SSU-rRNA, 5.8S rRNA, LSU-rRNA). Gene Ontology annotation, molecular function: polynucleotide 5'-hydroxyl-kinase activity.